UGAAAUUCAUCAAAUAGUCAAAACUAGAUCAAAGAUUGAAGCAAGCCAAAUUCCAUUAUCUUGAUAGAAAUUGCUGCUUGGAUUCCCCGGAGCGUGCCUGCUACAGUAUCAUUUUCCUUUUCUUUGGGCUUUCUUAUCAAUGGCGCCGGGUUCUUUUUAGCGGCAAGGCUGAAAAAUUAUCUGGGCUCAAAUCAAAAUAUUUUGAGAUCAUACAUACAUACAACAACGAAACAUCCUUUUCUCUAGCUUAUCGACGAGCUCCCUUCGAAUAAACGCAAACGUAUUACACGACUGAAUUGACUGUCACAUAACAGCAAAUUUGGAGUUGCGCCCUACGAGAACCCAGCUAUAUUUUCUCUUUCCCCUCCAGCCUCGAGUCACAUCACCAUGAACGAACCUCUCCUCUCCUCAUUAUGCACAAUCUGCCACAUCGAUCCUCCCAAGUAUACCUGUCCCAGAUGCUCGGCACAAACAUGCUCUCUACGUUGCGCAAAGCGACAUAAACUCUGGGCUUCUUGCAAUGGCGUCCGGGACCCGACAGUCUUCAAACCAAUCUCAGAAGUUGCAACUCCUUCAGGCAUUGAUCACGAUUACAAUUUCCUGCACGGAAUCGAGACUCAAAUACAACGCAGCGAGAAAGUCUUGAUCGAGGACCUAGGCAUCGUUGAAGCAGAGGAGCUGGAGCGGGCAAGAAAGGGUGUAGAUGAAAGGGAAUUCCAGCAGCGACAUGCAGAAGAUCAGGCAAAGGGCGAGGUGCAAAUUACAAAGGUGCUGAAGGAGAAAAAUAUCAGAGUCAUAAAAGCACCAAAGGGGAUGAGGAGAAACCAGGAGAAUACGACGAAUUGGAAUAGAAAACACAGGUGUAUGAAUUGGCAGGUGGAAUGGAUACGAGCACCCAACGGAGAAAGAACAUUAUACAAGGCUUUGGAUAAGCAUUCAUUGGGAGAUGCCUUUGACAUCAUGUUCGAGGAAGAGCGGAAAUUGAACAUGAGCAAGGAAGAGAAGACAGCAGAGAAGAAGCGGAAAGCUGCGGAUCGGAGCGCCAAAUCACCAAAGAAAGCAAGGUUGGAGGAGAAUGCAAUUUCGGAGGUAUCGACACUUCAAAACCCAGAGACAGGUGCUUGGAAUGUCACCCCUAUCUAUUCGAUACCCGAGCUUGUCUACACAGAACCUCCAAUACCAGAAAAGCACCGAGACUACCACUUCUACAUCCACCGGCCUCUCACGCCAGCCUCAUAUCCAAAAGUCCUCGCACCUCUCGAUACUUCAAAAUCUCUCUCAGAUCUCCUUCGAAAUAGAGAUUUGUUGGAAUUCCCUACGAUACAUGUCCUAGAUGAGGGACCGGGGCGUCUUCCGUCAACUUUCAUGCUGGAAAAUGACUAUUUAAAAGCAAUUGGACAGAAAGGACACAGGCAGGAUAUAGAUACUGAGAUGAGUGGGAUGGUGGAUGAGGAGAGUACUGAUGAAUUGAGCGACUCAGAUGAGGAUAGUGAUUCCAGUGGUCUCAUAUUCGUGGUCAUCGCUUUGUGGAGUUUCAUUCAGUUUGCGUUCCUGACUUGGCUUGGCAUUGCUUUCCACGAAUGGAGAAUCGGAUACCGCUGGCGUAUCAUCCUCUCACUAGCCGCCAACCUCUUGGUCUUCGAAGCAGCAGGACAGUCCUUUGGCAACAUACCUGUGAAGUAUCUUGGGGUCUUUGGUAAAUGGCUUCCCUUAUUCUACGACCUCAUGGUUGAGCUUGCUGGUGCUGCGAUAUUCGUCAUGUUUUGGUGGAAGGCACUUGUUUGGUCCUGGUACGCUUUCGGACGUCGCGAGCCUUAUGUCUUUGAUCCCCGUCGGGAGAGAAUUAUGGUAGUCUGGGAGGAGUCUGAUGGAGACGAAUGGAAAGUGGACGUCACCCAAUACGUACCCGUCAAAGCCGUGUACACGGAAGAAGAACUGUCGGCAGCGAGGGCAUUGGCGCUUGAUCACUUCAUUGAUGACUUGGAGUACAGAAAUCAGAGGAUGGAGGAGGGGCUGAAGGUUGCUCGUCCGUGGUAUGAGGCUUGUACUAGUGAGUCAGUAUGA
Mollisia scopiformis is the source of this 2064-nucleotide messenger RNA. RefSeq lists its product as uncharacterized. The record is from RefSeq and is a predicted model, not a curated record. Lineage: Eukaryota; Fungi; Ascomycota; Leotiomycetes; Helotiales; Mollisiaceae. The transcript has 3 exons. Gene Ontology annotation, biological process: snoRNA localization; maturation of LSU-rRNA from tricistronic rRNA transcript (SSU-rRNA, 5.8S rRNA, LSU-rRNA); box C/D snoRNP assembly. The coding region runs from base 388 to 2064 and encodes 558 amino acids. Gene Ontology annotation, cellular component: pre-snoRNP complex; nucleus.